This is a messenger RNA of Porites lobata, 2988 nucleotides long. NCBI's taxonomy places the organism in Eukaryota, Metazoa, Cnidaria, Anthozoa, Scleractinia, Poritidae. The record is from the annotation of a GenBank genome assembly.
AUGGCUUCUACUCUGUGGUUUACAUUGAUUCUCGUGUUUACAGCAGUCGGGCUGGAAGGUAAGGUGCAAAGUGUAUGUUGAUAAAUCGUUAGCAAUACAUUGUUUUUAUUUAGCCUGCGAGCAACCACUCUGGGGCGCUCUGGGUCCCGCGACCCCAGAGACCGCUAGCAAGCUCCGAAGGGGAUAUCAAUGGUAAGCAAAAGCGCUCUUCUUUGAGUUCACUUCACUCUGUAUAGAUCAAAUGCGGUCCCGAUUUCCAACCUACAUAAUAUCUUAUGACGUCUUCAGUAAUUCUCAGUACUCUCAACUUCGGAAAUAUUUCUAGCUUAUUCGUUCCUUCUCUCUGCAGAAAUGCAUAAUUACAAUAUACUAGCUUUACAGGAACUGAUCAAAUAUUCUAGGAAAAAAAAUUGAACUAUUUGUUUUCUAGUUUCGGCCCAAGAAUGUAAAACAACAUUCCUCAAAUUCGAGUCCUCCCUAAAAAGAAAUUUAAGUCUUGAUUACAUCAGCCUCUUUUACGUAUCUUAAAGUCGCAGGAUAAUUACAUAAAUUAUGAGAGUCCAAAAAAAUAUAAAUUUUGUUCGUUGUUUUGUGAUGACUACAUUUGUAUCUUCUCACACCGUUUAUAGUUCAGUUUUUAUUCUUUUCUAUUUCUUAAUCUUUCCUUUUUCGUCCUAAGUGAAUGUAUUCUUGAUGUUUUUCUUUGAAUAAAUAUAUUGAUAAUUUAAUAAACUGGCUCUGAUAUUGAAACACCUCCCGAUCUUCCCUGGCAAACUAUCGCAGAUCUAUAUCCAAAAAUCCAAAUUUAUACCAGAAUCCAUCGUCAUACCACUGAUACUUCAGUAUACGUAGAAAUAAAAUUUUAUGUUGUCGGUUGAGGAGGUAUGAUUGUUUCUUUUAGUGCUGAUUAUCUCAAGUCAGCUGAAGGAGCUCCGACCUUAGACUUGCCUAAUGAAUGAAUGAAUUACUUCAUCACAUCAUUUGAGCUACACAAUUAUUGAGCAGAGAAAAGUUAAAGUUUGCAGGACGAAUCGAAAAUACCUUUUUAGACAACCAAUUGAAUUUGUAUAGGUAAUAGCAUGAUUUGUAGUGAUAUUUAGCAUAAAUACCACUAGUGAUAUUUCGAAAUUGUUAUACGUAAUUUCACGAGCCGUUAGGCGAGUGAAAUCGGAGACUAUUUUGAAAUAUCACGAGAGGUAUUUAUGCCAAAUAUUACGUACAAAUCAUGCUAUUAUUUGUUUAUACUACUACCCGCAAAGGUUUGUAAUUUUCACAUGUAGGUAUUUCAAAUUAAGGUGAAAUACCACUGCUCUAAGGCAAUCAAAUUGCAGAAAUUUUUCAUGUAGUAGUAUAAUAACUGUAAAACAGCUUUAGGCUGUAGCUCAUAUUCUAAAACGUUUCAUUCAGUAGCGUCAUUUGUUUUGUUCCUAAUCUUCCACUUUCUAUAAAUUUUAUCAGCUGUUUUUAGCACAGGUCCAUUUCCGGCUGCAGGAAUUUACCUGCCAUCACCAACUGGCACCUCACAUCCACGGAGCAGUGAAUCCCUACCUAUAACCUCUUCUCCAUCAAAGCCUGAAGGAGGUAUGUUCGUUACUUUAAAUCCUAUCGAAUUCAAGUAAAAAUAAUAGUUUCUCUCCUGCGGAUGGGAACUAAACUAUUUUUUCAAGCGAAAUCUGCGUACAAAAUGGUAUCGUUUUGUGAACCAACUUGGCAGCCUGGUCACGUGGCGGCAAACAAAGGAUUGGAGCCAUACAAUUAGAGAGCAGGGAAAAGUUAAAUUUUGUAGAACAAGUUGAAAUUUUUUUUUACAACAGCAAAUAAAUUUUUAACUGUAGAAUAGGUUUUUCGUUUAGCCCAUGAUUCAAUUUUCCAUCACUUCAUUUUUUCGUUUCUACAUGUAGUCAUCCAGUGUCCUUAAAUUUCAGCUACUGGUUCUAGCACAGGUUCACCUACGGCUGCAGGAAUUUCCCAGGCUUCAUCAGCUGGCACCUUACAGCCAUCUGCCAACGAAACCACAACGACCCUCCCCGAACCCACAACCGCCACUCCCACAACACCUGUAGGAGGUAUGUUUGUUAAAAUUUGUUCCAAUCUUGUUCCCACCAAAUGAUUGUCCCUUUCGUUCCAGCUGGGCGGAUAUUUGUUAUUUGCUUUCUUUUAUACUGUUAGACUACGUGAUUAUACUCAGAGCAACUCGGUUUCUGUAAAAUUUCAUGUGUUUACAUAUGAAUAAUAAUCAGCAGAAAAACAUGUGCCAUACUGCUUAAAUGGGUCAACUAGUCAUCCCUGCAUGAGUCAACUAAUCCACACAACCUUUUCAUAAGCGAAUCAUUGCGCAGUUUGGAAGUUUAGAAAGAUGACAACGAUGACAACGACAGCGAAAUUCCCAGAAGCAUUUGAAUGUUCUGCCUCUCUUUGGCCAGUAGGCGAUAAUUUGCAGCUAAUCAAAAUUGGGAAUUCAUCCAAUUCUGAUUGGCAAAUUAAAAGAAAAUACCCGGCGCUCUCGUCGCUCAUUGGCCUUAGAGCAUGCGAUUAACAUCUAAGGAAGUCCACUUUCUAGUUUCAUGCUUUUCUAUUUCAGACAAGAACUUUUGCAAAAGGAAACUCACAGGUCUUUACACCGAUCCAAAGGACUGUGGAAGCUACUACCAAUGUUUUGCUGGGAGAACAUUCUGGAAACAUUGUCCCAAAGGACUUCACUUUAACUCUAAACUCAAAGUUUGUGAUUUCCCAGCUUUUGCAAAAUGUGCAGUUGGUAUUUAAAUUCUGUAAAACAGCCGUAGGUAAAAUAAUUUAUCAGAUAAUAGUUUACAAGCUGUCCGUAAACAAGGUCUGGUUAGAUAGUAAUAACUCUCGUAAUAAGUCGGCUGUGCCUGUUUCCAAAUUUCCACGAUCAAUGAACAACUAAAUUUAAAAGUGACUAUAAAGAAUGUAAUCGCGAUCUACCUAGGGUCAGAAGUAACUUCAAAUUUAAAUAAAUAAGAAGGC